AUGUCUUCAGAAUGGAAACCUGAUUACCAGGAGGACAACGGUGCUCCAGUCUACGAUCAAAAGGAGGAACAGCCUGGUCCAGCAUAUGAGGAUAACUCCGCUGAAGUUGUAUUUGAGGGAAGCAGCGAUUCUGGAAUGGAUCCUCGUCUUAGUUAA
This is a messenger RNA of Fusarium redolens, 156 nucleotides long. RefSeq lists its product as uncharacterized. The transcript is spliced from 2 exons. Bases 1 to 156 code for a protein of 51 amino acids. NCBI's taxonomy places the organism in Eukaryota, Fungi, Ascomycota, Sordariomycetes, Hypocreales, Nectriaceae. The record is from RefSeq and is a predicted model, not a curated record.